AUGGACUUGCAGUGGGCAGACGUGACCCAGGAAGAGGAGAAGAUUGGCCAGACGUUGUACGCAGAAGCCACUGCCACGCUGCUGGCCAAGAAAGAAGGAACAAAACCAAAAGGCUGGGACUGGAAACGCCAUGCGGCAAUCGGUGCAGCAUCUGUGACUGGUGGCGCUUUACUUGCAGUGACAGGAGGUCUUGCUGCUCCUGCAAUUGCGGCAAGUUUGACAGCGCUGGGAGGAGCAGGCGUGACGAUCGGCGCUGUUGUGGGCUCUGCAACCGGCGUCACAGCAACGACAGUGCUCUUUGGAACAGCUGGAGCGGGAGUGAUGGGUAUGAAGACUGAGAAAAGGACGAAAAGCGUUCAUGAUGUUGGCUUCGAUCUCGUGUCGGCAGGGCAUGGCAUGAACGUCUACAUUUGCGUGUCGGGGUGGCUGGACGAAGACGACCCGCCGACAAACGGAUUCCGUCGAGCGUGGGGGGAUGCUAGCGAGGGCUUGAGUGCGUCGUGUGUUCAAAGAAAGCCAAAGCAGGUGGAUCAGGUGGAUCAGGUGGAUCGAGUCGUGGGCCAGUGUCGAGGUCGAGAAGACGAGCUGCUUACUGAGACGAAUGAUCCACGUCAUGCUUCAUGUUUGUCGAGGACAGUACACACAGACACCUACGCGCGUGGUGGUAACUUAGCGAACCACAUCAGCGACCCAAAAGCUUGUUCUCCUAGUUUGAAGAGCACAGCAGCAAGCAACGCUAGUCCAUCUGCGUGGGAGCGAGGAACAAAGCUCAAUCCGCUUCAAGCAUGGCGAUGGAACGACCGUUUCCCUCAUGGUGACCAGUAUUGCCUUGUUUGGGAGGAAGCAGGACUACGUCGGUUUGGUAGAUGCAUGCGUACAUUUGCAGCUGAGCAAGUUUCAGUAUAUGCGACGACAGAGAUUGUCAAAUACACUGCGCUGGCAGCAUUGUUUGCAGCCGUGGCGAUUCCACGGGCGAUAUUUCGACUGGCCGACAUCAUUGACAACGCUUGGACAGUAAUUAUGAACGCUGCAGACAGCUCUGGUAAAUUGCUAGCGGAUGCGCUGCGUAAGCGAGAGCAAGGCUUGCGUCCCGUCACGUUGAUUGGGUACGGCAUGGGUGCCAGAUUGAUUUUCUCCUGCUUGAAAGAACUGGCAAAUGAAGAUAUGGUCAACGAAUCGUGUGGGAUUGUAGAGAACGCUGUCUUGCUUGGAUCGCCUCUUCAUAUGGCACGCAACGAAUGGAUGAGCGCUCGUCGCGUAGUCUCCGGGAGGCUAAUUAAUGGGUAUUCAGAUAAUGAUUGGAUGCUUGGUGUGAUGUAUCGCUACCAGGGAUGGGCUCUGAAUUCGGCGGGCAUUGCGCCUCUCGAUAUUGCUGGUGUCGAAAAUGUGAAUUUAUCAGAGAUCAUUGGAGGACAUCUGGAGUACAAGAGCAAAAUUGGCGUCAUAAUGGAUCUGCUGAAGCUGGAAGACUGA
Molecule: messenger RNA, 1473 nt
Organism: Peronospora matthiolae
Lineage: Eukaryota; Oomycota; Peronosporomycetes; Peronosporales; Peronosporaceae
Source: the annotation of a GenBank genome assembly